AUGAAAAUCACAAGCAGUGAGGCUGAUUCAUUAAUUAAAGAAAAUUUAUUGAAUGAUGAUGCACUUGCGAUAAAUAACGUUUUGCUCAAAAUAAAAAUCGAAAAAGAUAAAGAUAGCGGAUUUUCGAGCAACUUUGAUUCUUCUCUCGACGAUUCUGAUAAAUGGAAUAAUUUAUCGGAUAAUCUCAUUAACGAGCGUGAAAUAUUCAUAACAAAAUGUAGACAGGAAUUCAGUAGCAAGUUACCAGAACAGUUCGAUCGGUGGACACUUAAACAGCAGUACGAUCACCUAAUGAGCAAUAUUAGAAAAUAUUUCCCGAACAUACCCGAAUCUUUGAGGUUCAUAAUGCCGGCAGUAUUCGAAAAUGGAGACUGCAGUAGACGAAGAGGAAAUGCAAAGCCGGAUUGGUUAAUAAUGGAUAAAUUUUAUCGUGGACAACGUUUUGCCGAACGUUACUUCAGCGGGAUUCUUAUAGGUACUUUGAUGGGUCUAAUCCAAAUAUUUAGUUUCUCUGACGGAAUCAAACCGCUGAUCCUCAGUCAAAAGUCAGACACUCCGUACAAAGCCUUUGAGCGAUACCUCAGAACGGUAAGAAUCUUGAGAAAUUGGUACACGAGCGAUCCUUGGUGCGAAGGUACGCCAGCUUACCGCGACAUUCAGAGAGUGCGAAGAUUACACAGCGCCAUGAGAUCGAAAUUGUCUAAGAAAAGCUUUAAGGAGAUUGAUGAAGACAGCAAGAUUCAAAAUGUAUGGUGUCCUAUUUUGGGAAAGAUUACAAAAGACUUCGCAGACACGUGCUCGAUAGCGAAGAGCCAACAUUGUCCGUACCUGAUAGCACGAACGACAAGUCUGAACCAAGGCGAAAUGGCAGGUACCAUGUUCGCUUGCAUAAGUUUAACAGUGCUUUAUCCGGAGCAGUUCGGAAUAUUCAACGCCAGCGAUGAGGAUCUGGAGGCUUUUUGCCAUCUCUGGCGUGGUUUAGGCUAUCUGCUAGGCAUGGAAGAUCAGUAUAAUUUCUGUCGCGGUGAUUUACAGGAUGUGCGCCGACGAAGUAAAGAUUUCAUUGAGCAAUGGAUAAAACCAAAUUUCCGCACGGUGACAUCAGAGUGGGAGCAUAUAAUCAUGUGUUUACAUGAAAGCGUAGUUUAUAUGGAUAUUUUAAGUAAUUACAAAGUGUCUCUGCUUUAUCUCUGUGACAUAUUUGAACUCAACAUGCCUCGUUUGUAUGGUUUAUUCAGUUUACGGGAGAAAAUAAUUUAUAUGCUGCACAAAUUUCUGUUCUGUUAUAUGAUGAAAUUACCUGGCAUCAUUUCUAUCGUAAACAAGGUGAUAAACACGUGUCUAGAUCGAGCAGCUACUUUUAAAAGCGUUAAACAUGACGAGCUUAAGAAGAAGUCAUUCAAACAGAUCCAAGAGUUUGUACCGCUUAAAUUUGAUUACACGGUAUAGAACUUUAUAAUUAAUUUAAUUUCUUUGACGUUACACAACUUUAUAGUAAAUUAUAAUA
This is a messenger RNA of Cyphomyrmex costatus, 1507 nucleotides long. RefSeq lists its product as uncharacterized. The transcript has a single exon. NCBI's taxonomy places the organism in Eukaryota, Metazoa, Arthropoda, Insecta, Hymenoptera, Formicidae. The record is from RefSeq and is a predicted model, not a curated record. The coding region runs from base 1 to 1449 and encodes 482 amino acids.